This is a messenger RNA of Paramuricea clavata, 11361 nucleotides long. The record is from the annotation of a GenBank genome assembly. Lineage: Eukaryota; Metazoa; Cnidaria; Anthozoa; Malacalcyonacea; Plexauridae.
CAACAUUGAAAGCGCUUCAAGCCGUCGACAUCGGCACAUGACAGGACAGUCGUACAAAUAGACAACAUUCCCACCAUACAGCUAUCAAGAGACAUAAUGUAUUGUUGGUCACCUAGCUCAACCGUGCAUCAAGCGGCGUUUAUCUCCCCGACUCCAUCAAAUCGUCCAUUCCAGUACGACCUUCUAAUGUCGCAACGUCAAUCGUGUUAUUUUCAAAAUCAGCCCAUGUUCUCUAGUCGCAUUCCUCGCGGCCAUGCAGCGACGAUGGAGUAUUCUCCGUGUGCAAAAGCGCCAUUAAAUUUGGGUCUUGGAACCAUAGCAUCUCCUUCGAGAUUGGACGAAUCUCUUGUAUACCAAGGUGAGUAACGCACUUUGCAUGUGGAUAGCCAAUACUACAAGUUAUUGCGCAUUCUAUUACUGUAUAAAUUGCGAAAUACUGGAUCAAUGAAGCACUGACAACCGUUCCUGGGUCUUUAGUUUUGGAAACAGUUUAGAACUGAUAGAGUUAACCAGUUUAUAAAUAAAUAAGUAUUCUUGUUGUAUUAUAAAAGAACAUUUAGAACUGUUUGCACUGAAAUGCCGCAGUUUCGCUGAAGCCUUGAAUUCGAGCAGUUGAAGAGCCCAGAGACAUAGCUAUAUAUCAAGCUUCCUUCGGUAUAAUAACGCAUUACGCAACUUGCCUUACAAUAUUUAACCCGAUAUAUUUCAUGAUACUAAUAAUACGAAUCAAGAUUCGAUGAGGCUCAAUAUAAUUAUGCCUCUGCCCCGUCGUUUACAUGUGAGAAGAGCCUCCAGACUCCAGUUUGAGAGUUUUAAUUUACCAACUAGGGAGGCAGCGUAGGUCGUCACCGCGGUUUUCCCCGAGAAUGACCCUUUCUUGAUCUCUGACUCUGAAACUGAUUCUUCCUAUCCAGCUAGUGAGUAGUGUAAAUAAAGUUAGUUUAGUUUAAGUUUCUCUUCGUUUUAACAUGUAUAUAGGUUUAAUCUGAGCAUCGAAACUCUUGUCUUCCAAAGUAUAGAGUAACGCAUUGCGUUUCUAUGAUACAUUAACCGACUUGUAGAUGUUUGAACUUUUCACAAGGUAUAUUUAUAUAAUAUACUCCAAUAUUAUAAAAUUAUACGUCGCAACUCAUGUUGCAUGUGUGCAAAAUCUUGGAAAUUUUGCGUCUUCUUCGACUGAAUUGAUGGUGUAUAAAACCCUGUGGAUAUAAAUGCAUAAUCUAUACAGAAGAAGAUGACAGUCUUUUUCAUUUUAUAAGAGUCUCGGACUGUAAGAAUAACCAAAGCCAGGCAUAUUUUUGCUGUGUGUAUGGAAAAUAUUUACAUGGAAUUAUGAAGAAUCAAGUAUAUAAAUAUCGCAAUGAAGUUUAUAGCCUACGGCAAUGUCAAAACUGUAAUUUACAAGGUAUAAGGCACUCGAACAUCCCUCUAAAGUCUAAUGCAAGAAACUACCAAAAUCACUUGCACUAUACAUUGUCUUUGUAAUCUAGGAAUGUAUACAUGUCUUAAGUCUAAAUUUGUUAGAAAAAAUAUAUCCAUCCUAUCUCCUGAGCACAAAAUUUCUUUUAAAACGAAAAGAACAAUUUUAUGACAAUUGUAUAAUUGUACAUUAAAUUUUAUCAGUACCGGCAUUAUUAGCUGUAAUUUGCAAAAGUCAACUUUUUUGGCGUCAGAGAAUUUGUCAAAGCUUUCUCGAACAUAGAAUAGUAGACUCAUGAAUGAUACCCCAAUUAUUCCGCUUUAUUCAAUGCCUUGCCCAAUGUCCUAAAAGCCCACUAUUAAAGCCUUCCGUUUCUUUCGCCAAGUCUUUUGUGCGCUAAGACCAAGUCCGAGUAAACAGGAACGAAUAGCCGUGUAACUACAGACAAUAAUCAUUUAACUUUUACUCUAGUAUAAGAUCUUGCAUGAGAGUAUGGCCAUGAUUGGCCAUUCUACACACUGUAAGUUUCAACGAGUGACAGUCAACUCCUUGAUGCUUGAAAUUUACAAACUUCAAGUAAGUCAUGCUGUACUUUACGCUGCAUAUAAAUUUGACACGACGCGCGCUGCACACCCUUUGCUAGAUAUAUUCAUAUAUAUAUAUUCUUAUUUUCUGACAAAUUUAGGCUAAAAAUGAAGAGCGUGCCAAGUGAAAUACAUAUAAAAUUUAUUUUUAAGGUUACAAAAGUGAAUGCUUUAAUAAUUGUUUAACGACUAUAGCAUCUGCCAUCGCGUGUAUUCGUGACUUUUUCAUUUAUCUGAGGUGUGAAGCCUAACGAGCAUAUUAAAUGUACUCAUGUUUUAAUUGUUAUGAAAUUGGAUAAUUUCUGUUUAGAGUAUUCGCAUUUGCGCGCAGGAGGUCUGCCCACACUGCCCAUGCCGGUUUUUAUACAAUUUGUCGUCCAGCCUUUUUCUACAGAUGUAAAUAGCUUAAGCGCCUCACAUAUAGAGUUAAAUAACUCUGUUGUUAUACGAUUUACUACGUGCUUGAUGCAGAAAACUGGCGAGUUUAUUUUUGCGUAAUUUCUAAACAACUUAAAACAGUAAUAUAUCAUGUUCUUAUCUGGCAAAAUAUCCGUAUGAGUUAAAGGAGUUUGUUUUGCGAUUAUUAUGUUUCGGAUGUGAUACAUAAAAAGGUCUUUUGUUCGACCAAAAACAAGUUGCCGGAUCCAUAUAUUAAACACACGCCUUCCCUUGCGGCGCAAAAAUGUAGAUUGUACAAAAUGAGAAAUGUCGUAUUUGCAUGCGUGGAAAGUUGGCACAAAGCUUGGCCUAAACGGGGCUGAAGACAAAACAUGACUGUUCCUGAGCUACGAACGUUAAUUCGUAUUUGCAUGGUAUUUCCCAAAGACUCAAAAAAUUGAAGCAGGCGUCUUUUGCGCAGACUGUAUACCUGACCUCAGAUUAAACUGAGACUCAAAGGUUUUCAAAACAGAUAGGAUUUUUAAAACAAGAUUUGAUUUAUUUUCAAUAUCGUAAAAUUAAAGUCACGAUCUUUCUCAACGGCCAGUUUAUAAUAGUUUAUACUUGUAAAUUCUAAAAUGCGGUUGUAUUUCGGCUGAUGAGAAAGAUUGUGACAUGACUCAAUCUUUACGACCGCCUUACGACUUUUAGAACUGGUUACAAAAUUCCAACAACAUUUGAAGUAAAGUCAAAUUGCCGAACACUGAGGAUUCAAGCAGAAUCUUAGGAGUUAGGGAGAAGAAAAUGAGAUUCAAAACUAGUAAAUCCUAUCUAAAUGAUCGUGCUGCUUAUGACAACUUUUGUGCAUGAAUAUAUGAAAAAAAGUUUUAUAAUAAUGGUAAAUUAUGCCAUCUUCAGUAGAAGAUUAAGCUAUAUAUACUAUCAUUAAGACCAUAUCACAUAUGGAAACCAGUUAUGAACGGACGUGCAACAAAACAGGGUGUCCCAAAAAACCCCAAAACUAUUGCAAUAAAGUAUUGUUAGAAUUUGAACGGCCCUAGCACUAAGCUUAGCGCAAAGAUGCGUAAAAUAUUGACAGGGUGCAUAUAUUAAAUAUUGACUUAUUAAGAAAUUAAAAUAUCUUUCGGUAAAGCGCACGAUUUUCUGCUCUUGGGAAUUUAAAGCAGCUUUUUAAAUACCAAAAGAGAAUAACUUGAUAAGAUUAUGAUAAAAUUACAAAUUAGUCAUAUUAUCAGUUCAGGAGAAAAUGGUUUAACUCACUCAGUGGGCAGUGGCGUAAUGGCGGGAGGGGAGGGGGGGUCCCUAAGCAUAUUUGGUGUGGGGGCCCCUGUUGACUGUUGUUAUUGUUUGACUGAGAUAUUAUAGUUGUAUUGAGUAUUUAUAGAAUGUUCUGGAAAAUUCCACGUCUAUAACAAUAACAAUAAUAGUCUCUUUUUUACGUUUUCUAAUUUUCUGGGCGAUAGGCCGUGGCUGAUGGGGGCCCCUAACUGUCGGGGGCCCCUUAGUUUUUUUUAACUAACCCUUAAGCGCGGCGCACACUGGAGCUAGCAGCUGAGCUGAGCGUCACUCGUGACUGUUGGCAUGAGCAAGUUCCCCCAGUGUGCGGUGGCGUUUUGAGCGAUUUCAGCCACGCGUGCCAUCGGCAACGAAUAUUCAACAUCGGGUUGAAUAAUUUCAGUCACGAAUGAACAUUUCCUGCGCGCUCGAAAAGCUAUCACCUUUCAUUGUAGAUCGAAUAGGCAUGCGAAAUUAGAGGAAAUGUUCAUUCGUGACUGAAAUUAUUCAACAUGUUGAAUCAGUUCGGUGACGAUGGCACGCGUGGCUGAAAUCGCUCAAACGCCACCGCACAAUGUGGGAACGUGCUUACGCCAACAGUCACGAGUGACGCUCAGCUCAGCUGCUAUCCAGUGUGCGCCGGGCUUUACAUAAAUUUCUCUUACAAACAUUCUUUUAAUUAAACAGUUUCGUUCUACCUAUGUCAAGCUUUUAUGCACUAUAUGGACAGAGUGCUGAGGCAUUCAAAUUCUAACAAUACGUUAUUUCAAUAGUUUGGGGGGUUUUUUAUUGGACACCCUGUAUAUAUAGCGAUACUUCUAUCGAUGACCGAAAAUUAAAUUUUUUAAUGCUCAUUAUAUAGUUUAGUCUAAUUAGAAUAAAGUGCCUUAUUAACAGUAACGAUCGUUUGCCAAAGCACACAGACCUUAUCAUUUCUUCAAAACAAGCUCUCAUUGUCAGACAUUCAUGAUUUUUGGGUUAAACAAAAUAUCUCGGAGGCGACGUCGUGCUUCUGUUUGCUCAUUAGUUAAGAUAAAGUUACACCUGGUUCCGGCGCUUCGAGCACUAUUUCCCAUCAUUAGCGCGAGGAAGUUUACAUUUUGAACAGAGGAAAAAAUAAAGUUUCAAUUCAUAAUCUAUAUGUUGAAUGUUUGCCAAGCACGCCUCUGUCUUGUUCUAUAUUAUUUAAUUAAUUUAUUACACAUUAUGCUCUUGACUAAUACACAGCAAGGCGGCAAGGCCGCGUUUCGAGCGUCUGUGACCGAUUGAUUUACACAGUAUACACUCAAGUCAUAGCAGGGCGCAUGGGACAGUUUUAGGGGACGAUGGCAUGGAGCAUAUUCAACACCGGGGUUGAACUCAGCCCUGUUGACCGGGUUGAAAUUUCAACCCUGUCUGUAAUACAACAGACUCUAUCAAAAUCAAACGCGCGAUAAUUACAUGACAAAAUUUUCAACCCAGGGCCGAGUUCAACCCCGGGGUUGACAUUUCAACCCUGCUUCAGCUAGCGUACACAUUAUGCUCUGACUAUACACAACGUUAAACAUAACAAAGAGACUACUUUGACGCGUUUCGAGCGGUGUAUGAUUGACUUACACAGUAUGUAUGUAUGUAUAACUUUAUUUAAUGACGCCAGCCCUGUCAACAGCAAUAGUUGAUUCCCACAAGCGGCAUCACUAGCACAUGAAAAAGAUAUUUACAAAGAAAGAAAAAUAUAAACAUAUAGCUAUUUACAAGAGAUUUCUAAAAGGAAAUUAAAUUAAAUUAAAUUGGUGUGACCCGGUCCUAUAUUUAGAUCUAUAAAUGAUUCUAUCUAAAAAUAAAAUUGUUUUACAAAGUUUUUGAAGAGUAAAUUGAUUGCGCUUUCCUUCCUUAGCUUCGCGCAGAAGAUUAUUCCAACGGUUUAGCACCACUGUACUUAAAGCUUUUUUUAAGAAAUUCGCGUCUCGGUUUACUGGAAGGGCCACAUCAGUGUGAGAAUUUCCAAGGUUAUAAUUAGUUUGUAGAGAAUUCCUCCUCAUCAAUAAUUCUUUCAAAUUUGGUGCACUACAAUCGUUCGGAAUUCUAUAUAAUAAUGUUGCCUUACUCAUACCUCGUCUGGAAUCUAAAUUUUCUCAUUCAAGAGCCCGAUGAACGUCAGCAGACCUGAUCUCAUAGCUAGCUAUUAUAUAACUGAAACUCAAGUUAUGAGCAGGUCGCGACCAUGGGACAGUUUUAGCCGGCAAAAGUUGAGUAGUGCAAAUCAGAACAUUUUUCCCAGAAAGUCAUGUUUUGCAGCAAUAACUUGUAAAUGAUAUUCUAUAAGACUAUAUAUAUAUAUACGCCUGUAUUCUAAAAGCUCACUCACAAUCACACUCAAUGAGUGGAGGUUCAAUCUGAGCUUUUCUUGAGUGUCAAUGCUGUUUUUGAAUAGCUGGAGGGCUAGUAGUCACAUAGAAAGGUACGACACUCACCCUCCAGCUAUUCAAAAUCAGCAUUGACACUCGAGAGAAGCUCAGAUUGAACUUCCACUCAUCGAGUGUGAGUGAGCUUUUAGAAUAUGGGCGAUAAUCUUUGUGUAGUUUUAAACAUAACUAAGUUUGUAGUCAAUUUUGAUGCGUUUGUAAAUAAUUUUGAUUGAAUUGCUGGUGCAAGUCCUGAUAUAAGUUAGCUUUUGCUUACAGCAUCAUUUUUUUUCACUACGGACUCAUGUCAAAUUCAAAUUGUAAUGACUUUAUUAGCAUGAUCUAUAAUUACAAGAUAUUGCUAAAGUACUGUAGUUCCAUCAAUAUAACUAUUAACGUUCAUAACUAACUAAUAAUAACAUAUUUUUUAACUUUAUAUUAUUUACAUAUUGGUGAUCACUAUGAGAAUAUUUAAGAUUACAAGAUAUAUUACUAUUUCAGGGUUUUAAUUUAAUAUGUAGUGUCUAUAUCGGUUAAGGAUUUAUUAUUUUUUUUUUUUUUAUACAAUUUGUUUUAUAGGUAUUAUUUGUAUUUCUGGCUUCAAAGUACUGAUUCCGUUUUUCAAAACUAACUGUAAUAUAUUUUGAAAAAACAUUCAGUACUUUCGGAUCAUUAGAUUUUAUUAAUAUAUUCACGAGGUUAUCUUUUUUUUGGUAGUCGAGUGUUUCGUUGCAUUGUCUUUGUAAUAUAUUGUUUGUGGUGUUUCUGUCUUCUCUGUAGUGGUUACAAGAUAGUGCAAAGUGAUAUUCAUCUUCAAUUUCGUUUGUAUCACAGAGAUUACAUAAGCGUUGUUCACGGGGGAUGUGAAAAGAGUCAGCCAACGCUCUGCCGAAAGUCGUGGGUUUUCUCCGGGUGCACCGGUUUCCUCCCACAGGGAAAGUUGACAGGGUGGGUUAGGAUAAACACAGUUAGCAAAGUAAGAUCUCAAUCGGUUAUAAAGAUAAAUAGUGUAGGCUAAGUACGUAACGCGAGCGUAUAAACUUGACGCAACCGCGGUCACCGAAAUUGCCCCAAAUGGGGAGUGAGCUUAAUAAUAAUGUAAUGUAAUUAUCCCCGGUAAUUGUAAAGAAAAAAAUAGUCUAGGCCAACUAAGGGCCUGUUCAUAUGGGCAAGAGUUAUCCCGGUUAGCGAGAAAACUUUUCGACAAGUUUACAAGCGAGAUCUCGCCUUGGUAUGAAAAUAAUAUGAAAAGUUACACUGCGGUCAUAUGAGACAAAAAGUUUUCCCGUGUACCGAGAUCUCGCUUGUUGACAGGCGAGAUCUCGGUGACCGGGAUAAUCACUGUUUUUCCCAUAUGAACACAACUUUCCCGCUUAGCGGGAUAACUUUCUGUCGUGUCAGCAACUUUUCAAUUCAAUUGAUGUUCAGUGCCACGUCACAGCCGAAAACUUUACCCGGUAAGCGGGAUAAAGUUUCUCCAUAUGAACAGAACAAAAGUAUUUGGCUAGUCGAAAAGUUUUCUCGUUAACCGGGAUAACUUUUGCCCAUAUGAACAGGCCCUAAGUAAUUAGGUAAGCUACUAAGAGUAAUACUUGAUUUAAAGCGCAUAAAUGAUCACAAUCAAAUUCAUCAACAUAAUACGAGAAACGCAUCAAAACUUUUUAAAUGUUAUAAGAGAACAAAUUAUGUAAAACACACUCUUUCAAAUAAAGGAGUUGAUGUGUGGAAGAAAUUAGAAACAAAUCUGAAAGCUUCAAGAAACUAAUUAAGCAACACUUUAUACUAAAUCCAGUUACAAAAUACAUAGAUUCAGAAAUCACACUUUCUUUAUGCAGACAAUGUCUGUCCAUGCAUUGUGAUUGUGCAAAAUAAUACCAUAUAAUAAUCUAACUAGUAUAUCUCUUUAUCUUAAUAUUGUAAACACUACAGUAUUUACCCUUCAUACCGGCCUCAAAUAUGUAUAAAUAUCUUGUAUAUACCUUAUAUAAAAUUUUUCUUCUGCAUUUAAUAUUAUCUUAAAAAUCACUGUAAAUAAUAAAAUCAUCUAAAUAGGACAUGACUAGUGGCCUAGAAACAAAAGCCUGCAAAGGUUUCUAGUAGGACUCUAGCCCAAAUAGUUACUUGUAAUGUAGAUGGGAAAAUAAAAUUAAAAAAAAAAAAUGAUGCUUGCGAUGUUACUCUGAGUGUAUAUCCACAUCGGGCAAGAUUGAAAAAUAUACCUGGCCACGGUGGGAAUCGAACCUACGACCCUUGGAAUACUAGCCCAAUAAUGCCCUGCUAAUGCUCAGUUGGCAGAGCAAUGGGCUAGUAUUCCAAGGGUCUUAGGUUAACGAGUCAAAGCGAUGGCUGAUUUGCAAGUUUUAAAUUGGACAUAACAUUUGUGUCUUCUAAUUUAGAUCCCAGUCCAGAGGUCUUAAGCGCACUUCCGGUUUACUUCAGAGUGAAGCCCACGUUACGCACGCCCAGCGGCAAACGAUGCCGGAAGUCACGAACUGUCUUUACGGAAAUGCAACUCAAAGUUUUGGAAAAGACGUUUUCCGAACAGCGCUACCUGGACACGACAAGCCGCGCGAAGCUCGCGCAAAGCCUGGCGCUGAAUGAGACGCAGAUUAAAACUUGGUUUCAAAAUCGAAGAAUGAAACAUAAAAAGGAGAGUAAGACUGGGAACGAGAACGAGGAGGGCUCGCAGGCGAGUUGUGCCGAGAAGGAGAAAUGAAUGUGGACAUGUUAUUGCGGGUUGUGAACUACCGUGCGAAACUGGAUCCCCAAGAUGCUGGGACAAAGUGGACAGAGCAGAUCGCACAACCAUCGGUGCUCUGAAGACAUAAAUAAACUCGAACGCGGUCUGCGCAAGCGCAGGUAACGAUAAUAGAGACCUUAAAGGUGGAGUUACACGAGCAACAAAAUUGCUGCAACUUGCAACAAAAUCUGAUUUCAACGCAUGUUAAUUGAAAAUGUUUACACAUAAAUUACAAAUCACGAGGCAACAUGUGUCGACAUUUCUACUUAACAUGCGUUGAAAUCAGAUUUUGUUGCAAGUUGCAGCAAUUUUGUUGCUCGUGUAACUCCACCUUAAGAUCAAGGACGGCAACAUGAUGACGACGGCUUGGAAUACAAUGAAAUUAAGAGGAGAUUUUUUUGUAUGUUACGUAACACGCGCUCAAAACUAAUGCGUAUAAUAUUCCACUUGAGGUUAUGACUAAAUUGAAAAUUUUUAUUUUUCGAACGUUUUUCAAUCGGCAAACAAACUUAAAAAGUAUGUUUAGUGUUUUAUCUGUAAAAUAAUGCUAAAAUGAAGAGAUUUUAGAUGAUACGCCAAAGAGAAAAUGAUGUCUGAAAUUCAGUAAGUUUUGCUUAUAUGGCUGUAAAUAUGGCGUCAAUUUUAAAGCAUCAUUGAUAUUUGUAUUUUAAUUGACAAUUUUUAACUAUUAUUUUAUGUUUCUCAACCGGCAGAUGCAUUUAAAAAGGUAGCUAACUCUAUAAACUAGAGAAUAAAGCUAAAACAAAGUAAUUUUGAGAGGAACGCCAAAAAUAUUUUAGGUUUUGAACACUUUUCAUUGCAAAUACGUGACAUUGAAAAAAAUUACCUCUUAUCAUAUUUAAGAAAAGAAAUUAAUAAUUAAAAUACCACGCGGGAGAUUUAGACGUCGCCCACGAUCUGUUUACAACGGGUAAACCAGAGCUUUUACGUCCUGUGUACAAUAUUUGCAUUUUAGUACGUAAGAAGUGGAUACUCUGCAAAUUGGUUCAGUACUAAUGUGGAAUUCUACUCAAUAAAAAGCCACUGUUUUGAUCUCUUCGGGCCGUUUUAAAUUCAUACGAUUGAUAAUAUACGAUAAGCUUUCUGCAAUCAUUUAUUUGAAUGGACUUGUUUUGACCGUCGUUUUGCCGUCCUACAUCUUGAAGGCGCAGUUCAGCCUUUUGAAUGAUGGUUUUGAAGGCGCAUUUCAGCCCUUUUAAUUGAAAAGACUAACUAGGUAAAUCAAUUAGGCAUAAUUCAAGAUCAGCAAACUCAAUGUUUUUAAUAUUUUAAAACAUUUUUAUUGUUAAAAACAUUGAGUUUACUGAUCUUGAAUUGUGCAUUAUUGAUUUUCCUAGUUAGUUUUUUCAAUUGAAAGAGCUGAAAUGCGCCUUAAAAACCAUCAUUCAAAAGGCUGAACUGUGCCUUGAAGGUCUCUAAUAACACCAGAAAGCUGUGGGAUCGAGAGGGAUAAAACUACAUGAAAAAUACAAGCAAAAUUUCUACAUUGAACUAUAAGUAAACUGGAAGGCUAAGUCAGGGGGGGGGGGGAUUGAAGCCAGUGCAUUUUAGUUUUUCUGAGUUAUGAGCAGAAAUACUCAACACUCAACGUUGUGCUGUAUAUGAAACUGAAGCUAUUGAAAAACGCUAUUUGGUGUAGAAAUUUCAAGACUUUUGCUAAAAGGGAAAUAUUUAAAAACUACAAAAAUAAUUGCCGAUAAUUUGCCAUUUUUGGCCCAAUGGCAGUUGUUUUUGUAUUUUUAAAAUAUGUUUCUUUUCGCCGAGGUCUUGAAAUUUCCACACCGAAUAGCAAUUUUCAAUAGCUUCAGUUUGAUAUAUAGCCCAACGUUUGGGAUCUGAAGUAUUUCUGCUCAUAACUCAGAAAAACUAUUUUGGCUUCAGCAAAUCAUAGGCCUUCAUCAAUGGUGGGCCCUCACUCGAAACGUCGACGUUUUGCUUGUAUUUUUAAGUCAGUUGAGUCCCUAUCAAUCCCACAGCUUUCUGGUACAUCUGCAUGAAGAUGUCUUCAACACUCGCAGAUAAAAACGAGUGUUCGUUGGAUGCAAGUAACUGGAAAAAAUUUAAAUUUCCAUUGAUGGGUUUUUGAAUGUUUUUUAAAGAUUUACCAUGUCUACUACCAAUGUCAAAACUGAACUCUUAGCAUUAUUGGUUACUAUAGAUUUUCCAAAUGGUAAAUUGGUAAAAAUCAUGUUUAAUAUUAAUGGGAAAUUCAAUUUUUUCCUGUGAUGCAAAUGAGUCGGUUCGAAGCAUCGCAGUGCAAGGAUGAAGAAAUAAAGAAAAACAUGUACAUAUAGUUUGUGUGAAAUAUUUAUGUGAAAAAAACAAAGAACAACAUAACAAAAGAAAUGUAUAUAGGAAUUAUGCCGAAUAAUCUCAGUGUGUUAUAGUGUGUUAUAUUUAACCAGUACACCAAAGUAUUGCGUGUAUAUUGUAAUUUAAGCAAUUAUUUGUGGCUACUUUUUUCCUCGCAGCAAGCGCUAUUAGAGUCAGGUCAAUAGAAAAGGUUAGGUAAUUCGAUGCAGACAUAACAGACUUCAU